AAUAAUAACGGUCGUUUGACACUGGUCCGGGUGUCAUUCGUCGCGAAGACAUCACCGAGAAGCAAGUGGGUACCGAGUACCGAUAUGAAUCUAACCGGAGGUUACAUUCUCUUUUUAAUACUGUGUAUUUUGACGAGCGAUUAUGGGGUCAGUUCUGACCAAAACGCUCGUUUAUCAAGAAGGAAACGAUACGUGGUUUUUCCCGAAGGUUCCACCUUCUCGAUCGCCCUUUGCGUGACGUUUAACACCCUAUCGGACGAUGACAUCUUCUCCGAGGGUGUGAACUGGGGUAUCGCGUACGAUUUACCGAACGAAAGUAAGCCGGCCCUCGAGCCGUUUUUACAGCUCAGACAAGACCAAAUUAAACCGGCUAACAAAUACGGCUACGCGAACGGUCCGCUAAACAAAAACGUCGUAAAAUAUCCGCAAUGGAACAGCAACGAGAAAUAUUACGUGAAACCCGGGAAAAGGAAGUACUACAAGUCGGAUUACUAUUAUCUGCAGAGAAGACACCGGAGGGAUCUGUAUAGCAAGCUGGAAGUCAUCAUGAACGCGAUGAAUUUCGACGGCAGAACUUGCAUACUUCGAGCACUCUGCGAGGCCUCCCAGCGGCUGAUGCCGAAGGGGAACACUCUCAUCGAGGAGAUGAUGAGGAUAUCGUUUUCGUUUCCUCUGAAGAAGCUGUUCUCCGGCGAGCCCAAGGAGCAUCACGUGUACAGCAGGGCGCACAAGGCGGGCCACGAAGGUCACGACUGCGCCAGCACCUUCUCCAGCUGCAGUUUCUCUCUGAUAGACAUGGCACUCGGAAAAUACGACGCGUCUAGGUCACCACCACCUCCGCUUCCGGUCGACUACGCAGAUGCAACUCGGUUUUCCAACGAAAGGAUCAGGUACAACAUGAAAUAAGACGUCGACAUCCGGAAGAACUAGGGACACGUAUUUCGGAGGAAUCCUGUCCGACAGUCGGUUCGAUUUAUCGAUGAUAAACUUCCUGCUAUCGGUAGUUUAGUUGCAGAAAUUACAGAAAGCACAGUUUCUCGAAGAGCAGCAAGAUUUAGGGACAAACGUCCAUGAUAGGCUAGGAGGAGUCUGAUGAAGAGAACCAAUGGACAUCCAUGAUGACAAUGAUGAAGAAUAAUUAAAGCUGGGAUAGUUGGAGGAUCAUUCAGGAUGAUGCAUCGAGUAGGACAUUCAGAAACUAUAAUUGCAAUAAAAAUGAAGGACCAGAAAGAGGUAUGAGAGGAGAAAGGUAAUACAGUCCAGGUGUCUGUGGAGUUUUAUCUCUAGGUCUAUCAAUUUGAGAAGUCAUUCUGAACUGGACAUCCAAAGACUAUAAUAGAGAGGGGAAAGGUGGUACAGCGAAUGGGGACUCAUCCCUCAAGGCAUCAAAAACAAAGAUGAAGAGAGACACUGAAAAACUGGGUCACAGCAUCAUAAUAUCUAAUUAUGCUAAUGUCAGUUGCGUUUUAAUAAUGAUCAUUUUCAAGUGACAUUCAAUUCAGGGGAAAAGAGAAGAAGUGAAAAGGGGUAGAAGAAAGGUGGUACGGUUUAAAAAACGAGGGGAGCUGAUACGAGUUACUCGAGGCACUCUUAAAAACGACGAUAAUCCAUAAGAUAGCAGCGUGCAGUGCUACAUUUUCGGUAAUUGGAUGUGCUUACCCAUCGAAGCGGAUGGGAGGGGUUGAACAUGAAAUAAACGUGUGUCGGUAGGUGAAGGGCGGAUAAGGGGAUCCGGCGUGGCAUCCGCCAGUUCACCGGCUCGGCGAUAAUAACGAUUCUUUGUAAUAUUGUUGCACCAGACGCCAGUAUAUUCGACGUAAUAGGAUUAGGUCGCGCGUCGGAGCGAACAUUAUCCGAAAUCGGGAAAACUGUUUCGAACACUCGGCUGCAGACGUUCGUGUGAAUAAGUCGGCUUUACUCGCGUCGCGUGGUUUCUCCAUUUGCAUGAUCGCCGACCUUCUGCUGUAUUAUGCAUCACCGCUCGAUCCGGUGUUGGUAAGCAAAAAUCCUACGUACCAUUUAGUGAAAUUAAUUAUAAAAUAAGAUAAAGAAAAUUUGCAAUAUUAGAAAUAGAACUCGCGAGUAUCUAAAGUCAGUAGAAUAGCCUUGAAUUUGGUCAGACAUAUUGCGUUCGAAGUUCGCAAAGUAAGCAUCCGAUGUCUAUAGACGGGAAACGAGGCGGAACGAGACUCCUCCGCAGUCUGACAAGUUACACCAGAGUCCAUAUGUAAUAAGCGAAAUAGAAUGACUCUGUAUACACUCCGAGUUGUGUGUACUUUACGUAAUAGCGCGCUUGUAAAUAGCCGCGCGAGUACGGUCGA
Molecule: messenger RNA, 2321 nt
Organism: Osmia bicornis bicornis
Lineage: Eukaryota; Metazoa; Arthropoda; Insecta; Hymenoptera; Megachilidae
Exons: 5
Coding region: 85-906 (273 amino acids)
Source: RefSeq, a predicted model, not a curated record